GGGAAGGUCGGAGGUCGGCGCGGUGAUGGCGCAGCACAGCCGGAGCCUCAGCGUGUGAAACCCGCCGCCAAACAUGCCGGCCACGUGGAUUCAUUAAUGGAAGACAUUGAAGAUAUUGUGUCAGCACAAGAUCCAAAACCAAAUGAUCGACUGUUUGCGAGGAAGAACAUUGUACCUCAUGCUAGAAAGAGAAAUAAACACAAACAGGAUGAGUGGACUGAAGAUUUACAGGCUGAUAGUGUUAUUCCUGGUACACAGAAAAUUUGGGUGAAGACUUGGGGUUGCUCACAUAAUAAUUCAGAUGGCGAAUACAUGGCGGGUCAACUAGCUGCUUACGGGUACAAAAUCACAGAAAAUUCAUCCAGUGCAGAUCUGUGGCUGCUAAAUAGCUGCACUGUGAAAAGCCCAGCUGAAGAUCACUUUAGAAACUCAAUUAAGAAAGCUCAAGAACAAGAUAAAAAAGUAGUAGUUGCUGGAUGUGUUCCUCAAGCCCAGCCACGGAUGGACUACCUCAAAGGAUUGAGCAUUAUUGGGGUUCAGCAAAUAGAUCGUGUAGUUGAAGUCGUGGAAGAAACAAUUAAAGGUCACUCUGUGAGGCUUCUGGGUCAGAAAAAGGAAAAGGGGAAACGGUUGGGGGGAGCUCGACUGGAUUUGCCGAAGAUUAGGAAAAACCCUUUGAUAGAAAUCAUUUCCAUUAACACUGGUUGCCUGAAUGCUUGCACGUACUGCAAAACCAAGCAUGCAAGAGGAGACCUGGCCAGUUAUUCUGUGGAAGAGCUGGUAGACAGAGCCAUCCAAUCAUUCCAAGAAGGUGUCUGUGAAAUAUGGCUGACUAGUGAAGACACAGGUGCUUAUGGAAGAGACAUUGGGACAGAUCUUCCAACAUUGCUUUGGAAACUAGUGGAAGUAAUUCCUGAGGGAGCAAUGCUGCGGCUUGGAAUGACUAACCCUCCAUACAUUUUAGAACAUCUUGAGGAAAUGGCAAAAAUCCUCCUUCAUCCUCGGGUGUAUUCCUUUCUUCAUGUGCCAGUUCAAACUGGAUCAGAUAGUGUGCUCAUGGACAUGAAAAGAGAAUACUGCAUAGCAGACUUUAAACGAGUGGCAGAUUUCUUGAAGGAAAGGGUGCCAGGAAUUACAAUUGCUACAGACAUUAUCUGUGGCUUUCCUGGAGAGACAGAAGCAGAUUUCAAAGAAACUCUGAAACUAGUACAGGAGUACAAAUUUCCGAGCCUAUUCAUCAAUCAGUUUUACCCGCGUCCAGGAACUCCAGCUGCUAAAAUGGAACAAGUGCCUGCUCAAGUGAAAAAGCAAAGAACCAGAGAGCUGUCCCAGCUGUUUCAUUCAUAUACCCCAUACGAUCACAAGGUUGGGAAGAGGCAACAUGUUUUGAUAACAGAGGAAUCGUUUGACGGCCAGUACUAUGUCGCACACAACAAGUUUUAUGAACAGGUUCUGGUGCCUAAGCAACCUGAAUUUCUGGGGAAAAUGAUUGAGGUUGAUAUUUAUGAAGCAGGGAAGCAUUUUAUGAAGGGAAAACCAGCGGACAAUGGAAAGAUCCACACUCCUUCGAUUGUCAGACCAUUACUGAAGGGUGAGAUUUCAGGCCUCACAGAGGAAUUCAAGCCCUUCAGUGAGAAUGGUACAGCUCUUCCUGCACAUCAGUUCUGGGGCAGUGAGAACUACUUCAGCGCAAGCCUGUUGCCAUGGAACCUGAAAAGCUCCAGAGUGAAGAUACUGUACAUGGGUCUGGCUGUGUUGACAGUGAUAACAGCUGUAACUAUGGCAAUAUUCAGAUAGGUCCCUUGCUGAAAACUGAGUUGCAUUCUACAUGUAAAGAGAUCCAGGAGAUGUUGUUUCAGUAUAUUUACACACAAUACAGAGAAUAUUUUUAAGGUAUAUGCAAUGGUUGAACAUUGAAAACUAUCCUUUUAUUUAAAUUUAAUUUGUAAAAGCCGCUUUUUUAUUUCUAACAAUGUGUAAAAUCAUGUUUCUGUGUGUAUACCAUGUUAGCCAGCAAGAAGAGUAUUUUUAUUCAAAUUUGAAAUUUACCUCUGAGAUUUUACAUGUACAAGGCUCAAUAAAGCAGUUGUUCUAUUGCCA
Molecule: messenger RNA, 2100 nt
Organism: Pristis pectinata (smalltooth sawfish)
Lineage: Eukaryota; Metazoa; Chordata; Chondrichthyes; Rhinopristiformes; Pristidae
Gene: cdkal1
Product: CDK5 regulatory subunit associated protein 1-like 1
Exons: 15
Biological process (GO): tRNA methylthiolation
Cellular component (GO): endoplasmic reticulum
Molecular function (GO): 4 iron, 4 sulfur cluster binding; tRNA (N(6)-L-threonylcarbamoyladenosine(37)-C(2))-methylthiotransferase activity
Source: RefSeq, a predicted model, not a curated record